AUGCCAAAGGUCCAGUUCUUCGAGCAUGUUGGUUCAUAUGCGGCGAUUUCGAAGAAGGCACCACAAGGCUUUCAAUGCUUGAAGCAACUACUCAGCUUCUACGACAGCGACAACCCCAAUCGCACAGCAUUGGACGCUCUACUGGCUCCCGGCUUUCACGAUACAGAGAACGGAAGUGACAGAACGAUCAGUCGAGCUGAAGCUAUUGAGGACAUACUUACGACGAGAGACAAGUACCGCAAGCAUCAAUUUGAUCUCAAGCAUGCCUACUGCCUUGAACAUACAGGCUCCCAUCACACAGUUUUCUUCGAGAGUGUCCGAUUCUUGUCGGUGGUUGGAAGCAAUGACUGGAUCAAAGUCCCGGUUUCAGGAAGGCUUGAAGUCAAGGUCACGGAGAAUAAAUUCACUCUGAAGGAUGCUGUGGCUAUUAUUACCGCUCGGGCUAUGACUUCCGACACAUCCCAAUUAGUGGCAAGAGACCUACAGAAAGCCGUUGGCUCACCUGUC
This is a messenger RNA of Exophiala aquamarina CBS 119918, 507 nucleotides long. RefSeq lists its product as uncharacterized. The transcript has a single exon. The record is from RefSeq and is a predicted model, not a curated record. The annotation marks the transcript as partial. Lineage: Eukaryota; Fungi; Ascomycota; Eurotiomycetes; Chaetothyriales; Herpotrichiellaceae.